Adelges cooleyi (spruce gall adelgid) is the source of this 870-nucleotide messenger RNA. RefSeq lists its product as uncharacterized. Bases 1 to 870 code for a protein of 289 amino acids. The record is from RefSeq and is a predicted model, not a curated record. Lineage: Eukaryota; Metazoa; Arthropoda; Insecta; Hemiptera; Adelgidae. The transcript is spliced from 9 exons.
AUGGGCAAAAAAGUUGGCGUGCACGAUAUUUCACAUUUUGAAUACCAACAAGAUAUGAUCGAUGCUCGAACAUUACAAGACUUUUUGGUGUUUCUGGCCAGUAACGAUAAAUUUUUUGACAACUGGAACCUAUCAAGAUUAGCGUCUUACGAGGUAGGCAUUUACGUGGGCGCGUUCAACGAAUGCGACCGCAGGAGCCAACACGGUGGGCUACUGAACUCCGACCAAAUAAAUGAAGUCAUUGACGCUUUGAUUCUCGAAGAAGACUUCAGAAAAUCAUUAUCAGAAAAAUUUAAUAAAGACUUGGCUGAAAAUAUUUUUCCAGCUGACAAGACAUUUAACGCCUCGGAGUUCAUAAAGGGCUUCUUGGAAGUAAAACCAAACGGCAGAGGUCUUAACAAGAAACAGAGUCAGGACAUGAUCGAUUUGUAUAUGAAUGGCGAUAGACUUGGCGAUCACAUUCACCCUGCUGAAAUAAAAAAGUUUUUCCAAGAGUUGUCGAUAGUCAAAGAAGAAUACGAAGACCGACUGUUGGAAUUUCAAUCCAUCCGAAAGGCUCCUUUUCAGUUGCAAGAGCUGUUGUUAGUUUUAGCAGAAUACAACAAAGUGGCCGACGAGCAAACUGAAACCGUAUAUCCUACCGAUUCAGUUAGAGAUGUCCUAUGGGAUUUCAAUAAUAACGACCGCGACCGAGACGGUUUACUCAGUAAGACCGAACUCAAAGGAGUUGGAAAGAGACAUUUUAACUUCGACCAAUUCGAUGUCGAUGGCGACUCAUAUUUGAACAUUGCCGAGUUCUUGAUGUCGGCAUUUGUACUGCACGAGCAAAAGGAAGCUGAAGAGGGGCCGAGUGAAAAGAAACCCCGCUAA